AUGCGACCGCCAUUGCUGCUGCUACUGCUGGCGCUCUCGGUGGCGCCUGGCCAGCCCACACCGUGGCUUCUCGUCGCCGACACGGACUGUGCCACUGCCGCGUCUAGUCGCCACGUCUGCGGUAUCGACACACUCGGCCAGACCGUGGCCCUGCCCGCGACCGAUCUCUCUGCGAUGCACUGGAGCGACGGCCUCUACCUUGGCAACCUCAGCGCGUUCGCUGGCGACCAACUGUCUCUGGGCCACGCGCCGAGCGUCGACGUCUCUACACUCGUGCUGCCACCGACGCUGCACCGCCUGCAGUUCCAGAACAUCACAACACUCGACCUGCGAGAACUCGGAAGCGCGUUGAGCCUGCGCAAUCUGUCCAUCUUGGCUUGCAACAGCGUCCUCUGGCCGGUGCACGCGUCUUUGUCCCUGCCGCAGCUGACGACCUUGCAGCUCGACACUGUCGCUUUGACGUCGUGGCCGCGCCUGCCACCGACGCUUGUCGACGUACAAUUUCUCGCCACGGGCCUCGCCGACGCAGAGAGCCUCGCGGUACCGACCUCGACGCGGCGCCUGAACCUCGCACGCAACGCGAUCCGCGCCCUCGCACAUGUCGACUGGCGACAGCUCGAGCAUCUGCAACUCGACAGCAACCCUUUACAGACGCUCUACAACGUGUCGUUGUCGCCCCAACGAUUGACAACUUUCUCGUGCGUGGACUGUGCGCUGACAAACUUGACGCUGUCGGCGGCAAGCUUUGCAGCCUUGAGCCAGCUCGGGCCUUGUCGCGACGGCCCCUCGGGCUGGUGCGUCCCGGCCAACGUCUCGACAGACGCCGGUGCCUGCGCCAAUCUCGGGGGUAUCUUGCGCACGCUUGCAGCGGCUACCACCGCCCCGUACACGGCGGCUAUCUGCGUGCUUCCAGAUACCACCGUGCUCAUGGCGGCUCCAUCGACCCCAUCGACGAGCGUCCACAGCUCCGCCGCAACGAUUGGUGGCGCCAUUGCAGGCCUCGUGGCUAUCGUGGCUAUCCUCGCCGCGUGCGCCCACCGAGACAAGUCGCUCACGCAGCGCAGCAAGACACGGUCACUUUCGUGCGACGCGUACCCGGUUCUCGAGACGCCGCAUCUGCGACGAUACCCUGGCACGAUUGCCGUCGAGUCCAACUCGCUCGGCCCGAACGCGCGCUCGAUUCGAACGAGCUGGGGCCCGAGCCUCAGCGACGACAGCAAUCUGUACGUCAAGCCGAUUCGGAUGUUCCGCCUCGAGCUCGCCGACCUCCACGUGACGAGCACCAAGCCGCUCGCGUCCGGAACGUACGGCGAGAUCUGGUUUGGGCGCUACGACCGCGAGCCCGUUGCGAUCAAGCGCCUCAAGAACAAGACGCCCGAGCGCGUCCAGACGUUCGUCGACGAGAUGCUGCUCAUGUCCCGUAUGAACUCGCCGUAUAUUGUCCAGUUUAUCGGCGUGAGCUGGGAGCUCCCGAUCGAUAUGGAGUGCGUCGUCGAGUACAUGGACAUGGGCGAUCUGCGCACGUACCUCACGGCUGUCACGCGCAUGACGUUUACGUGGCGGGCCAAGCAAGCGUCCAUGGCCGGUAUUGUCCGCGGCCUCGACUACCUGCACUCGCUCGAGACACCCGUGAUGCACCGCGAUCUCAAGUCGCGCAACGUGCUUCUCGACUCGAGGAAAGGGACGAAACUCACCGACUUUGGCGACCUGCGCGAGUCGACAGCGACGAGCAGCGGUGCAUUCCAGUGGACGGCGCCCGAGGUGCUCCGAGGCCAAGCGCACUCGCCCGCGUCCGACGUCUACGCGUUCGGGGUGAUUCUCUCGGAGCUGUCGACACACAAGGUGCCGUACUACGAGUCCAAGACCCACAGCAACGCGGUGGCACUAUUGCAGCAGGUGAUGCAAGGCAAGGCCCAACCGCUCUUUGACAAGUCGCACACGCCCGCGUGGGUCAUUGAGCUCGCCAUGCAGUGCCUGGCGAUGGACCCCGUGCGCCGACCGACCGCCGCGGCGCUCGUGGCUCGUUUGGAUUGCGUACAUUAA
This is a messenger RNA of Saprolegnia parasitica CBS 223.65, 2043 nucleotides long. RefSeq names its product TKL protein kinase. NCBI's taxonomy places the organism in Eukaryota, Oomycota, Saprolegniomycetes, Saprolegniales, Saprolegniaceae. The record is from RefSeq and is a predicted model, not a curated record. Gene Ontology annotation, molecular function: ATP binding; protein kinase activity. Gene Ontology annotation, biological process: protein phosphorylation. Bases 1 to 2043 code for a protein of 680 amino acids. The transcript is spliced from 13 exons.